This is a messenger RNA of Zophobas morio, 5049 nucleotides long. RefSeq lists its product as uncharacterized. Gene Ontology annotation, biological process: actin cytoskeleton organization; positive regulation of stress fiber assembly. The transcript has 10 exons. The record is from RefSeq and is a predicted model, not a curated record. NCBI's taxonomy places the organism in Eukaryota, Metazoa, Arthropoda, Insecta, Coleoptera, Tenebrionidae. Bases 162 to 4787 code for a protein of 1541 amino acids. Gene Ontology annotation, molecular function: guanyl-nucleotide exchange factor activity.
GCCUCGGCUCUCGCUAGUCAGUUGUUUGUGGCCGUCUUGUCGUAUGGUGCGCGUCCAAAUCGCUCGAACCCGACAAAGAACCAGCGAACUUUUAAAUGGAAAACACGUAGUGGUGGUGUCAGUGAGGACUUCGGUCGUGGGGUUGCUCCAGGAGGCGGUAAAUGUGGCGCAGCCCGCGCACAAAUCGGCAACAAUGCACCAUGGAACAGCUGAAUCCCCACCACUCAGCACACUCCGAAAGGUCUUCAGGGCUCUUCGGAAGCGCGUGCCCCCAAGAAUCACCCCCUCAUGGCCGUCGAGCCCACUUGCAGUUCCCUCCCCCACCUAAUUACCCUCCGCCUUCCACUUCUGCCAUGUCCGAAGAGCACUUACUGAGCGCUCCAGGACCUUCCACUCAAAAUGCUUGGGAUAUGCCUAAUGACUACUCUUACGCCUACUACGUGCCGGGACCUCCGACCAGACACACCAACGUGCCCAGCAGGUACCCAGGGACCUACCGGGAGGGCUCCUACAGGACUCGUCAUACCUAUCUAACGCGCUACGGGACCGAGGAGAACAUCUACGAGGAGAUCAGCGAGGUGGCCCGGGCCCGUCUGCGUCCCCAGCAGAGCAUCAUGUCCAUCAACCAGACCCUCGUCGAGGAGGAGCUGCGCCGGGUGCAGAGCGGCCACCGGCGCGUCCUCGGGGAACUCAACCUGUCGAUCGAGGCCAUGUUGAUGCCGUCGUCGUCCCGCGAGGGUAGUGACGAUACGGACCGAGAGGGUGAAACCGAGGACCAGUUGGCCGAUUUGUUGACCAUCGGACCUACCGACGACUUGCUGUCGCCCGUGCCUUUGGUCGAUCUUGACAGUGGGUUCAGUGGUAGUUCUAGUGGUGCUAGUUAUCGCAGUGGUGCCGGGAGUUUGAGGCGGGGACCUGAAAGGCCCAAGUCGGUUUCAGGGGCUGCGAGGACUUCUACGCCCACGGAUGGCGGCAGCAAGGGCUUCUGGGGGAAGAAAGCCUGGAAGAAGCUGACGGGGUUUCCGAGCAAUAUUAGCCUCAACAAGAACAAAGACGAACCCCGCCUUCGUUCGGGCACAUGGGAGGAAACCCCCUGCGAGCACCGCGUCCCCCCGCGCACCCUCCAGCACACCAUUUCCCAGCGCAGCUCCGAAGACAGCUGGUGCUCGGGCUCCGACCCCGAGCUGUCCUCCGACGGCGAGAGCGACCGGAGCGCCACCUCCAACUCCAGGGUCAACAACACCCAAUUCCGUAACACUUUGAACAAGGCCAAAACGUUAUGCGAUAAGUUGAGGGCAAGCGGAGGCAUCGGCUCCAACCACAGGUUGUCCCUCGACGGGAGUCUGACCGAUGCCUCCUCCCAGAACCAGGCCAACCAGGGCAAGCUGUCGAGGUGGUUUUCCAUCAGAAGGGGCAGCGCACAUCACUACGAUAUCGAGAAUGUGGACGGGACCAAAGCGCCACCGGCGAAUAAAAUGCCUCUUCUGCCAGAGGUGGAGGAGGAGAAUGUGUUCAAUUGCUCGGCGCAACAGAGGAGGCAAGUGCCUCCGGCGCUGCCCCCGGCGCCGCCAAACUUGACGACGCAGCAGAUGAAGAGGAGGAUGAUCGUCGCGGCGAUUGUACAUAGCGAGAAUUCGUACGUCGCGACGCUGCAGAGGCUAGUCAAUGAUUAUAAAAAGCCUCUGGAGGAAAGCAGCCCUGCGAUUUUGAGUGGUUCGAAAAUCGCGACGCUGUUCCACAGACUCCCGGAGAUACUCCAGUGCCAUACUUUGUUCCGGAUCGCGCUCGCCGAAAGCGUGCGUAACUGGGACCGAGACGAAAGAAUCGGCGACGUGUUCGUGGCUUCCUUCUCCAAAGCCAUAGUCCUCGACAUCUACAGCGGUUUCAUCAACAACUUCUCCGUCGCGAUGGACUUGGCGAAGAUGGAAGCCAAACGAAAAUCCGCGCUGGCCGACUUUCUAAAAGUGAAACAGAUCAGCUCGCACGAUCGGUUAUCAUUCUUCGGCCUCAUGGUGAAGCCCGUGCAACGGUUCCCGCAGUUCAUCCUCUUCCUCCAGGACUUGCUGAAGCACACGCCGCAAGGCCACCACGACCGCAUGUCCCUUCAGCUGGCGCUGACCCAGCUCGAGUCCCUCGCCGAGAUGCUCAACGAGCGAAAAAGAGAAGCUGAACAGUACCAAGCGUUCAAAGAGAUGUUGCGCCACAUCAGCGGCAAAUUCUCAGCGAGGCCUUUGUCGGAUUGCAACAGAUACUUGUUGCGGGAAGAUAACGUGAUGCAACUGGAGUAUAACCAAAGCGGCAUGAUCACAAAGGCGAAGAACCGGCGUUUGUUGUUGUUGAACGACUUGAUCGUGUGCGUUUCCGUGGCCCCGAAAGCGUCGGACGACUUCGGGGCGAGCGAAAGACUGAACUUGAAGUGGACCUACCCCGUUUCGGAUAUAGAGAUUCAGGAUACGAGCGCGUCCCCGACGCUGAGUCGAGUAUUGACGGCGGGACUCACCAAAGGCGGUAGUGUCAAGUCGAACGGGUCCUUCGACGGGCAACAGCCGCAGGACGCCAACAAUUUGUGCACGGAAAUGAGCAAUUUGAUGCACGAUUACGAGAUCAUGAGUCGGAUUUCGGACCUGGUGGGGUCGCUCAGAGGUACUUAUAAGGAUAUCACGGUGGAAAACACGCGGAAGAUCCUGCAGCAAAUACAAACGUCGAUUCAGCAGAAGGACGAAGAGAUGGCCUGGGUCGACUCGUGUUGUUUGCAGCUCGUGGUGAAAACCAAAGGGAAAGAGGAGACUUUCACGUUCAAGACCGACAAUCCGUCGAUUAAGAAGGAGUGGAUUACGGAGUUGAGGUUGGCGCAGUUGGCACUGGACCCUAACAACUCCCCGGCGUGGGAGGUGCCCGAGCAGGAGCAACGACCGUCGACGAAGAUGCCGCUCUUCGUCAAAUCGCAGUGUGUUUACAAGUCACAGCAUCAAACCGAAGUCCGCUGUGGUUGCUACUACACUGUGAACUCUGUAAAGACUACGCGCCGCCGCUACCGCACCCAAAACUACCUCUGGAUCUGCACGUCGGAUGGCGCCAGUAGUCACAUCGCGGUUCUCGCCCAACACCACCAACAAUCCAGCGUGCUGAAAGACAUCACCUCCUUCAGUCUAGUGGAAACGCAAGUAACUUCGAUGGAGUUCGUCAAAGGGGCGCCGCCGCCGUGCCCGAGUCUGGCGUCCGACACGGUCUGGAUGGGCACCGACAGCCACCGCCUCCUAGUGUACGCCGCCGACGAGCCCGAAAAACAAGAAGAAGUGGCCAGCGUGGCCGUCUCCGACGUCAUAACCCAAAUUAAAUGUCACUGUGAUAGCGUAUUCGUCGCCUUAGCUAACGGAACCUUAAAUGUAUAUAGACGCAACUUAAUCGACGGCGGGUGGUUGCUGCAAGAACCGCAAGUGCUCGACCUAGGCACCGACCCCGUCUCCAGCCUCUUGCCCAUCAACACGUGCUUGUAUGCAGCCUGCGGCAAGAAAGUCUGGGUGGUCAACGGCCUCACCGGCGAAAUCCAGAAGAACUUCAGCAUCCAGCACGAGCACGUCGGCAACGUUAACCUAAUGGCGCACAGCGGCAUCGGUUUGUGGAUUUCGCUGAAGCACUCGAGCACCAUCUGCUUGUACCACACGGAGACGUUCAAGCACCUGCAGGACAUCAACAUAGCGUCGAACGUCAUGCGGGUGACGACGCCGUCGAGUGGCCGCGACUGUGUUAACAACAAUCGGUCGCAAGUUAACGUCACGGCGCUGUUAGCUUGCAAGGGUUUGUUGUGGGUGGGUACGAACGUUGGUAUUACCCUCACCAUUCCCCUACCGCGACUCGAGGGCGUGCCGAUCAUCAGCGGGCGUGUCAAUAUUUCGUACCACGCCCAUUUCGGACCGAUCUCGUUUCUCUUAGCUUUGCAACCAAAGAGUGGGACCAACUCCGGGAAGUACUCGAAGGAGUCUCCCCCCACGCAAGAUAGCCUCGACGGGAGUUUCGCGGAAACGCCGCAGGACGACCGCCCCAAAAUGGAAAAACAACUGUCGGAUACAUCCAUGGCGUCGAAGUUGCGCUACUUCACGAGUAGCCCAGUCGUGCUGCGCCGGCGCAGAUCCAAAGACUGCGACAUGUCUCGUCUGUCGAAAACGUUGCCGAGAGGUUUCGGCAACGGUGGAUCCAUCUUCUCGACUAGUAGUAACUCGUCGCAGGUGUCUGGCGACACGUGCGACGUUUACGGUCUCUAUGGCGAACUCAUGUACAUCAAAGAUUACGAAGGUGAAGAGAACAUCCUCACUGACGCUAUUUAUGAGUCAUUACGGCGCAGUGACCCCGAGUUGGCUCUUCCAAACAAAGUCAGCACGCUAGAUCGCAGAUUGAAGAUGAAGGUUAGUCGACCCAGGUCGCUGGAUUUGUCUAAUUGGUCGGUGGAUUCGCGCUCGUCGAGUUUAUGCACGUCUUCGGGGAGCGAAGAGAGCAUGGCGAUACGACACGGUGCGGGUCGGAGCGUGUCGCGGAAUAAUUCUAGCGUGAGCAGACAGUUGAACGGAGUGAACGAAAACGUCGAGAAGGAAAAACCGGCGACGAAGACGUUGAGUAAAGGGGGUGCGGUGGAUAAUGCGCGACGGACAGUGAUUACUCUGAUGGGAGGGAGAGGGUACGUGAAUUUCAGGCAGCCGUGUUGUCCGGCGGAUAAGUCGAAGAGCUCGUUCUCGAUUAGGGAAUCCAACAGGAAUGACGCCCAUAUUGUCAUAUGGGAGCUGAAAUUGUGAUGAUUCGGCCUAAGUAUUCAUAAUGGCGGAUAUUUUUGUAACUGUGUAAAAUACGUGUAGGUUUAUUUUUUAUUUAUUUGUUGUAAAGUUUUUUUUUUAACUUAACGAGUCGGAUGGAUGUUUUUAGUACUUGAUUUGUUAGGUUUUUUAUUAAUGUGCCCUGUUAUAUUGCUACUAGUUGCAUGUUUAAGUAUAAUGAAUUUAUUACUGUUCACUGUGUUAUAUCAGAGCAUUUAUUGAAAAUAAAUCCAAAUGCCACGUC